Messenger RNA from Macrobrachium nipponense, 3225 nucleotides. Its product is annotated as akirin-2-like. Lineage: Eukaryota; Metazoa; Arthropoda; Malacostraca; Decapoda; Palaemonidae. The coding region runs from base 166 to 792 and encodes 208 amino acids. Gene Ontology annotation, cellular component: nucleus; chromatin. Gene Ontology annotation, biological process: positive regulation of innate immune response; positive regulation of transcription by RNA polymerase II. The record is from RefSeq and is a predicted model, not a curated record. Gene Ontology annotation, molecular function: transcription coregulator activity. The transcript has 5 exons.
AUAUAACUUAAUAUACAAGUUCCCUUCAUUGCUUCUGAAAAAGGAACCAUCGCCCAAGUUCAGUAUCUUCCAUUGAAUGUUUGGAUUCGGCCAUAUUGAAUCUGCUAAAGUUGAGGACCUAUCUCCGAUUAAUAUUGUUUUGUAGUUAAGGUUAUAUUUUUGACGAUGGCCUGUGUAACGUUGAAGCGUUCUUUGGAGUUUGAUCCCCUCCAUCAUGGAACAUGCACACCACGCCCUCACAAGCGACGGCGUUGUGUCCCAAUGUGUGUCUCCCCUCAAAGUGCAGCAGCUGCAACUGCCCGCCAUUCAGAACCACAGUCCCCCUUUUCAGAAGUCACACCAACUCUUACUCCAGAACAAAUUGCACAAAAUGUAAGAGAAGAAAUACAUCGUUUGAGGCGCCGUAAGAUGCUUCGAUCCAGUGAGAGGAGUAUGGAGUAUGAAGGUGGUUAUGAAUCUCCUGUUUCGCCACCUUCACCAGCGUGUCCUGCUUCUCCAUCCUUAUCACCUUCACCAUCUCCCGCUCCUUCUUCCUCAUCAGGUUUGGCAGCGCUACAUCACCACCACCAUCAUCAAUCCUCCUUGUCAAAGGAUAAACCAUUAUUCACAUUUAGACAGGUGAAUUUGAUCUGUGAGCAACUCUUACGUGAACGAGAGGUGAAGAUUCGGGAGGAAUAUGACAAGGUUUUGGCGUCUAAACUGGCAGAACAGUAUGAUUGCUUUGUCCGGUUUACGACAGAUCAGAUUCAACAAAAGCUUUCUCAAGCAGCUCUUCCUAGCUAUCUGUCGUAAACAUUAGUCUGCUUGGAGCUGAUGGGGAGUGUGGUGUGCCUUUAAUGGUACAAAAGGAGAGGUCUGAAGUGUUUGUAAAUAAAUUCUUGAUCCUGUGAAGGUACAGGUGUGGCUUUGAUUAAUAUUCAAGUAAAUAACCAGUGUCAUUGUGAGUGACAGCAACAUUGAAUAUAUUUGGUUUCCCUAAGAAGUGAAGUUUUUGUGUUAAACAAUAGUAACCAGUGAUGCUUUGCAGGUUGUUUGCAAUGUAUAUUUUGAAUUCAUAUCAUUUUGGACAUUGUUGAAAUGUUGACUUCCCAAAAAAUGUAAAUAAACCUGCACCUGUAUAGUUAAACAGUACCAUGAAGGUUGGAAAAUUGGGAUUUGCUUCUAGUAAAGACAGGCAUAGAAUCUGAAAUCACCAGUAAAACUGAAUAAGACUUGAGUUGUGUGGGAAACUUGCACAGCAACCAGAAGUGGCAGCUGCGUUGACUUAGCGCAAGGUAACUUGUGGUGCUCAUUCUCUGUGUGGCAUUCCUCAACUGUUGUUGUGUGUAUAUACCUAACCCAUAAGUUGCCUUUCACACUUUUCUCCUUGUGUAAAUGUAUGAUGCUUUAUAAUAGAAGGGAAUGAAAGAAUGAUGAUGAAAGAAGCAUUUUCAUAGUGAGAUUAUUACUUUUUUUUUUCUUCUUCAUUUGAGCAGUAAGUGCAAGAAGAAAGUUUUGUUGAACAUGUUCAGAAGUUUUAUCUAUUACAGGAAGACAGUCACCUUAUACACAGUCACUUUUGCCUUCACAUGGAAAAGUAUAGGCUAGAAUAGUGCUCUGUAUUGCCUCAUGGAAGCUUUAUUUUUGUUUCUCUUUUGUUCUCUCUUCAGUGAAUAGACCAUAUGUUAAAAAUACUGUGACUUGGCUGCUUUUCCUAUGUGUAUGGUUAUAAUCAGGAGGUAAGUCCUGAAAUAUAAUGUCUUCCUGUAUUAGUGCUCUAAUAUCAUUGUCCUUCUGUAUUGAGGGACAGUAUUAACCCACCAUAAUGAUAUAUAUACAUAUAUCUCACUAUACUACUUGAGAUCUGUUGUGUGACAAUUCUGGAUGUUGUCUGACAUGGGCCAUAUAAUAUAGGCAUAAUAUGUGAUUGGCUGAAAGGAUUUUAUGUCUGCAAUAGCAGGAAUGACCUGCACAUAAAGUGAGAAAGGCUGUAGAUUUUAUUAGUUACAGUCUAUCUCUUCAUGUGAUCAUCUGUUUGCUGUCAGGAGUUUAAGAAUAGAGUAGGUUAAGUUCUUCAUUUUCUUUUUAUAAACUGUAAUGAGAGACUUCAAAGUCUCAUUCCCAGCGUAAGAAGCACGUUUCAAGAGUAGAACUUGAAGUGCUGCCUAUUUAUUAUAUGUCAAGCAUUGUUGAAGCAGUAUAGCUGCAUUUACCUAUGUUGAUAUUUUAAGCUGAAAAAUUCUGGUGCUUGUUUACAAGCAGUUAUUUGUUAGUAUAUUUUUUUAUUUAUAAAUACUGUAUUGUGUAACGAGAGUGCUCAUUUCAGUAUAUAUCCUUGACGAUUUAUCAUUUCCUGUCAUCAUCACAACAUUUGUUGUUGAUCGUACAAUUAAGUCAUAUUACCUCAGUGCCACAAGUGAUAUUUCAGGUGUUUAGAUCAUGACUUUUGACUGAUGUAUAUACUAUAUUUUUUUAGUUCUGGUUCUAAAUAGUUAGUACAGUAUAUGCACAAUCUGGUUUCUUAACAGAAUUCCCUGUAUGGCUUUUUGUUUGUAUGUCAGGUGACUUGACAAUAAGCAAAAAUGCCUCUGUUGUCCUUUAUUUUUUAUUAGGAGUUGGAGAGUUCUUCAGGGUCUAAUGUUUAUCGGAGUGAUGUAUUCAUUCAAAUUUCACCUGGUGUGAGAACGUUCUGUCUUCUUACAGUGAUCUUUACAUCCUUCCUUUUCGUAAUUCAUGCAUGCCUGAUGUUUCAGGGGUAAAAAUUUGUUAUACGUGCAGUUUUGGUACUUUGACUUCAAAGUUUACCAUGACUGGCAAUACCAGAAUUCCAUUUAGGGACUGAGCUUGCCAUCAUAAACACCUAACCUAAUGGGUAUAUGUAUUGGCAAGUCAUUCUUUUAAUAUAAAAUGUAGCUAGUAGAUAAGGCAAGCAUUGACCAUAAUCCUUGUAAGGCAAACAAAAAAUUUAAUUGUAUGAUGACAACAAAAUAUUUGUGAUAUGAUCAAGUAAGCUUCAUUAAUUCUGUAAGAUUGUUUUUUAUUUCAAUGGAAAAAGAAUCUGGUUCAAAAUCAGAAAAUUCCUAUAUCUUAUUCUUACAUUUUAGCAAAAAGAAUUAAUUGUAAAAGUUUGCUUGACACAGUUGCAUGAGAUCCCUAUGAGUAAGGAACAGUGGCUUGCUAUUUAUUUCUUGUUCUCACUUUUUUACUGUAAUUGUACUAUGAAAUAUAUUUGUUAAUGGGAUAUAC